AUGCAGACACUUACGCCUAACACCGCCGAUAUAUUCCAAACAAAACGCCGUCGUAUCACCUGCAACGCACAAACCUCGACGUUGAUCCCCACGAAGCCCAUUUCGGGUUUUCCGGUGAAACAAACAAACCAAGAACAUCUCAGAAACCUCGAAAAUGUUCUUCAAACCACAAAUCAUCAAGAAAAUGUUUCUUCUCGUCAAGAUAAGACAACUUCGACGUCGACUUUACUCGGUGGUUUGAAUUUGGCAAGAAUCUGGCCUCAAAUGAAAGCAGCCGUCGACGAAAUGUCGCCAAAGAAUCUCAAGAAGCUUCAAAGACUUCUCUCGAAGUCAGAGGAACGUUCGCCGAAGAACAAGCUCGGGUCUAAAUGGAGGGAGCUACACGGGUCGAAUAACUGGGUCGGGUUAUUGGAUCCUUUAGACGAGAAUCUCCGGCGAGAGCUUGUACGUUACGGCGAGUUUGUUCAGGCGGCUUAUCACGCGUUUCACUCUGACCCGGCAGGAUCACCGAGACACGUGGCGUUACCCGAUGGUUCUUACAAGGUGACGAAGAGUCUUUACGCCACGUCAUCUAUUCGUUUGCCUAAGUGGAUCGAUGACGUGGCACCUGAUCUAAAGUGGAUGACUAAGCAGACGAGCUGGGUUGGGUACGUGGCGGUAUGCGAUGAUCCGAGAGAGAUCCGACGGAUGGGGAGGAGAGAGAUUGUUAUCGCGCUUCGUGGAACCGCCACGUUGCUUGAGUGGUCGGAGAAUUUCAGGCCCAAUCUUGUUUCUAUGCCCGAGCCCAAACCCGAACAAUCUGAGCCGACCCGGCCCAAAGUAGAAUGCGGAUUUAACAGCCUCUACACGACUUGUAGCCAAUACGCGCCGAGCCUGGCCGAGACGUUAAUAGAGGAGAUCAAACGGCUCGUCGAGCUCUACCAAGGCGAGCAGCUUAGCAUCAGCGUCACCGGACAUAGUCUCGGUGCCGCUAUCGCGCUCCUCGCCGCAGACGACAUCGCGACGCGUGUAAAUUACGCGCCACCUGUGUCAGUAUUUUCUUUUGGUGGACCUCGGGUUGGAAACCGCGAGUUUGCCGAUAGGCUCGAUUCAAAAGGAGUGAAAGUCCUUCGCGUUGUGAACAGCCAAGACUUGGUGACGAAAGUCCCCGGAAUAUUCUCCGAUAACAACAACAACCAAGGGCAGAAUCGUAAUAACAACGGGAAAAGUCAAAGAGGUAUCAUGGAGAUGGUAGAGAGGAACAACCCAUGGGCUUACUCGCAUGUAGGAGCUGAGCUGCGUGUGGACAUGAAAAUGUCUCCAUACUUGAAACCUAAUGCUGACGUGGCGUGUUGUCAUGACUUGGAGGCGUAUUUGCAUUUGGUCGAUGGGUUUUUGGCGUCCAACUGUCCGUUUCGGACAAACGCGAAACGGAGUUUAAGGAAGUUGUUGGAUGAGCAACGAUCUAACGUUAAGGCUUUGUACACGGGAAAGGCUUUGAGACAACACCGUUUUGUUUCCGAUAACGGAGAUGUUUUGCCAAGUCCGUCGUCUUCAUGA
Messenger RNA from Arabis nemorensis, 1539 nucleotides. NCBI's taxonomy places the organism in Eukaryota, Viridiplantae, Streptophyta, Magnoliopsida, Brassicales, Brassicaceae. The record is from the annotation of a GenBank genome assembly.